Molecule: messenger RNA, 2919 nt
Organism: Raphanus sativus (radish)
Lineage: Eukaryota; Viridiplantae; Streptophyta; Magnoliopsida; Brassicales; Brassicaceae
Product: vacuolar protein sorting-associated protein 53 A
Exons: 22
Coding region: 196-2679 (827 amino acids)
Biological process (GO): retrograde transport, endosome to Golgi
Cellular component (GO): GARP complex
Source: RefSeq, a predicted model, not a curated record
CGGUUGGAUAGAGAUGUAAUUUUAAUCCGUUGGAAGAGCACAUCUCCUCCGCUCACGGUGGUCCGAUCGCAGUCGACGUCAUUCAUCACCGCCUUUCGCUGUUCUUUGAAAUUUCGCUCUUAAGCCCUAAUUUCUGGGGCUAAUUUCGCUCUUAACAACUCGAUUUCGGUUUUGAUCAUAGAAAUUACAAAGGCAAUGGAUAAGUCGAGCGCGUUAGAGUAUAUCAACCAGAUGUUUCCAACAGAAGCAUCUCUAUCUGGCGUUGAGCCACUUAUGCAAAAGAUUCAUGGUGAGAUCCGCCGGGUUGAUGCUACCAUACUAUCUGCUGUUCGUCAACAGAGUAACUCAGGAACUAAAGCUAAAGAAGAUCUUGCUGAUGCUACACGCGCUGUCGAGGUUAGUUUCUCAUAUAAGAUUCAGGAGAUCAAAUCCAAAGCUGAGCAAAGUGAAACAAUGGUCCAAGAAAUAUGCCGUGACAUUAAGAAGUUAGAUUUUGCUAAAAAGAACAUAACCACAACCAUCACUGCUCUUCAUCGCCUCACAAUGUUAGUCUCUGCUGUUGAACAGCUUCAGGUGAUGGCGUCAAAAAGACAAUACAAGGAGGCAGCUGCGCAGCUAGAGGCCGUAAGCCAAUUAUGUAAUCACUUUGAAGCCUACAGGGAUGUUCCUAAAAUCACAGAGCUCAGGGCAAAGCUUAACAAUAUAAAGCAAAUCCUUAAGUCGCAUGUAUUUUCUGAUUUUUCCAGUUUAGGUACGGGGAAAGAGACCGAGGAAACAAAUUUGCUACAGCAUUUAUCUGAUUGCUGCUUGGUUGUUGAUGCUUUGGAGUCGUCUGUGAGGGAAGAGGUGGUAAACAACUUCUGCAGCCGUGAGCUAACCUCAUAUGAACAAAUUUUUGAAGGAGCUGAAUUGGCAAGGCUGGAUAAAACAGAGCGGCGAUAUGCAUGGAUAAAGCGUCGAAUCCGUACAAAUGAAGAAAUCUGGAAGAUUUUUCCUGCUUCUUGGCAUGUGCCUUAUAGACUUUGCAUCCAGUUCUGCAAGAAAACAAGGAAACAAGUAGAGUCUAUUCUGGUCAACAUGAAAGAGAAACCAGAAGUAGCUGCAUUGCUACAGGCACUACAAAGCACAGUGGAGUUUGAAAAGGAACUUGAAAAUAAAUUUGGUGGCGAUGUUCCUAUUCCUACGAGGGAUAUCGGAGAUGACAUUGAAGAAAUUGGUACAUGGGAAAACAGUAGUCAGAAUGUAUCUAAAAUUCGCAAGCAGUAUGAAAAGAAAUUUGCUGCUGGUCAAGAAUCUGGGGAAAGUGAAACGACCGGAAACAAAGAUUUAUCUGUUCCCGGAGCUGGGUUCAACUUCCGUGGAAUCAUCUCUUCUUGCUUUGAACCACAUUUAACUCCAUAUAUUGAGUUGGAAGAGAAGACACUAAUGGAACACCUGGAGAAAGUUGUGCAGGAGGAAACAUGGGGUAUUGAAUAUGGAAGUCAAAAUAAUGUUCUACAUAGCAGCACCCAGUUGUUUACCGAUAUAAAGAAGAGCUUGAAACGGUGCAGUGUUCUCAGUAAGAACCAGACUUUAUUCAAUUUGUUCAAGGUCUUUCAACGAGUUCUUAAGGCAUAUGCUACGAAGCUAUUUCUUAAGCUCCCAAAAGGAGGCACCGGUAUCGUUGCUGCAGCCACAGGCAUGGACGGACAGAUAAAGGUCUCGGACAGAGAUGAAAGGGUGAUAUGUCACAUAGUUAAUUCUUCCGAGUAUUGCCACAAAACCUGUGGUGAAUUGGCAGAAAAAGUAUCAGAAAUUGUUGACCCGCACUAUGUUGACGUUGUAGACAUGUCAGAGGUCCAGGAUGAAUUUUCCGCCGUCAUAACGAGAUCAUUGGUCACGCUGGUCCUUGGAAUCGAAACUAAAUUUGACGCAGAAAUGGCAGCGAUGACACGUGUUCCAUGGGGGACACUUGACAGUGUGGGUGACCAGUCUGGGUAUGUGAAUGGAAUAAAUACAAUUCUUAGCGGCAGCAUUCCUGUCCUCGGGAACCAUCUAACACCAGUUUACUUCCAAUUUUUCCUCGACAAGCUGGCAUCAUCCCUUGGACCACGGUUUUAUGCUAAUAUUUUCAGAUGCAAGCAACUAUCCGAAGCUGGAGCUCAACAGAUGUUACUAGAUACGCAAGCCAUGAAGACGAUUCUUCUAGAAAUUCCUUCACUUGCCAGACAGACUUCAACUGCUGCCAGCUACUCUAAAUUUGUGAGCCGUGAAAUGAGCAGAGCUGAAGCACUUCUUAAGGUCAUACUAUCCCCAAUCGAUUCGGUGGCAGACACUUACCGUGCACUCUUUCCAGAAGGAACUCCCAUGGAGUUUCAGCGCAUCUUAGAACUUAAGGGUCUUAAGAAAGCUGAUCAGCAGAGCAUACUUGACGAUUUCAACAAGCAUGGUCCAGGGUUCACACAGGCCUCUGUCUCAGCGGCAAUGCCACAACCGGUUCCAACCCCACCUGCACUGCCGCUGGCAAUCACUAAUCCGGCUACAGCAGCUGGGUUCAUAGCAAACAGCGAGGAUGUGUUGACGAGAGCAGCGGCUCUUGGCAGAGGAGCAGCAACCACUGGCUUUAAGAAGUUCAUUGCACUUACUGAAGCUGCCAAAGACCGCAAAGAUGGACCUUUAAGGAGACUCUUCAACGCCUGAUUUUUUUUUUUUUCGAACUCAAUCUCAACCUCUGAAUAUGAAUCAGGCCUUUUCGUUUCUUGUAUAAUAAUGCAACUUCCAAUUACCACUUCUUUGGCAUUCGCCUCUUAUGUCAUAGUGUUGCAUCAAGAUUAUGAUUUCCAUUUUAUAUGAAAUGGCCUGUGAAGUGCGUAAAAUUGUCAGGAUCUGAUAAUGAACUCAAAUUCGAGGCUGGAACACUAGAUACGUUCUAUUUUUGAA